AUGGAUACCAUAGCUCACCAUACUUUCUAUUUGGCUAAAGAUUUAUAUAAUCAACUCAACGAACUGCAACAUCCUAAUGGAGAGAAGGCAGUUGUACUAUACAUGGAUACAGACUUUUCAGAUCUAGAAACACAAGGGGGGAUAGUUACAUUUAAUCUUCUCAGAGAAGACGGAUCUUAUGUUGGAUAUGUGGAGUUUCAAAAUAUGGCAGACCUUUUUAACAUUAAUGUAAGAACAGGUUGCUUUUGCAAUUCUGGUUCAUGCCAGAGACAUCUAACAGUUUCCAACAAAGAAAUGAAAGAAAUGUACAAAGCUGGUCAUAAAUGUGGUGAUGAAAUAGACUUGAUCAAUGGACACCCAACAGGUGCUAUAAGGAUGUGUAUGAUAAAACCGGAGAUAGAUCUAAAACAUAAACUGUUGACACUGCAUUUUAAAGGGAAAACUCCAAUAACUAUACCAUUAGAUCCAAAUAUAGAAAACAAAAGUAAAUCUGCAACACCAUGCACUAGUAAAGUGUGCAUGGAUAUGGUUAAAGGAGGAAACCUUAUUAUUGAUACAACUGAUGAAUUAGUCGAAAGGGAAUGGCAAAAGUUGACAAUAGGAAAGCAUGAAUUUAAAGUGGAAGGACCAUGUCAACGAUGCCACAUGAUUUGCAUUGAUCAAGAAACUGGAGAAAAGACUGCAGAACCAUUGAGAACCAUAUCUGAACAGUUUGCAGUUAUA
Iphiclides podalirius (scarce swallowtail) is the source of this 723-nucleotide messenger RNA. Lineage: Eukaryota; Metazoa; Arthropoda; Insecta; Lepidoptera; Papilionidae. The record is from the annotation of a GenBank genome assembly.